UCAAUCAAUGUUAUUAUUUACAUCUGUGUUUACAAAAAUGUAAUGUCCUCAUAUGAGGAUGCAGGGUCUCACUAAUCAGUACAUUAUUGCGAGAGAACCUUUUGCGUUGCUUCGCAAAAUGUAACGCAAAAGAAAAUAAAAAUUCCCAUGUCCCAUAAGGGGUUCCGUAGCGUAAGGUCCAACCAGAACAAUGCAACAAACACAAAGAAGACUCAAUUUCCCAGGGUCCUCUGCGUAAAGAGCAACAAAUAUGGCGGUUCGCUUCCAGGUACCCGGACGUGACAGGAAUUAUCAACAGAUGAGCUAAAGGAGCGAAAACCUUCGGAAAGCGGCUGACAUUUUUCAUUUAUCGUUUUCGUAUCAUUUUUUCUUGAGUGGACGGGUUACUAAAGCAUAGAAGAGGAAAUGCCUUCUCCAAAGGCUAAGAACGCCGGUCGCAGGGAUGGCAGCCCGGUGCUCGGCAGUAACUUCGACUUCGUGUCGCUGACCAAGCCGCUGAACCGCUCCUCCCCGCCGCACCUCCUCCAGCGACAGGGCUCCGACCCCACCACCGCUCGCCUCCGGGCCUCGGAGAGCCCCUCGCGUCGCCGAGGCUCCGGCUCCUCCACGGGCUCGGCGAGCGGUCAGGGGCCGCCUGAGGAAGACGGCAUACGGCUCAACCCGUCCCUCAUCGGCAUCUCGCUCAGCUCCCUGCUCGCCAUCGACCUUUGGCUGUCCAAGCGGCUCAGCGUGUGCGCCUGCGAGGACUCGUCGUGGGGCAGCGCUCGCCCCUUGAUGAAGCUGAUCGAGGUAUCCGGACAUGGCAUCCCGUGGCUGGCAGGCGCUGCUUACUCCAUGUACAAGAGCGACAGUGCUGCAGGACAGGAAGUCAUGCUCAACCUGCUCAUGGGCCUUCUGCUGGACCUCAUCCUGGUCGGCGCGGUCAAAGCGGUGGUGCGUCGGCGCCGGCCGGCUCAUAACCAAAUGGACAUGUUUGCCACCUUCUCCGUGGACCGCUACUCCUUCCCCUCCGGCCACGCCACCCGAGCCGCCAUGUGCGGCCGCUUCCUGCUGGCCCACCUGGUGCUGGCUGCGCCGCUCAGGGUCCUGGUCUUGCUGUGGGUGGGCCUGGUGGGGCUCAGCCGGGUGCUGCUGGGCAGGCACCAUGUUACCGAUGUGCUGUUUGGGUUUUGGAUGGGGUACUGCCAGUACAAACUGGUGGAGAUACUGUGGCUCUCUCCUGAAACUCUACAGGGGCUGCUCGGGCAUUUAGCUUAAAUUUAGAGACUGAGAGGAAGAGAGGGGGUGCGAAAUGGUUUUGCUUUAAGGGCCUCUGCACAUUUUUUAUUUUCAUUUCUCUGCUCUAAAAUUAUUUUCAUUGGGGUAGACUCAGGAGAAGAGUUCCCCAAAGUACUGCUUUCUGCUACUUUACAGACAUUCAGUCUGGUUCUUACCUUUCAUUUGGGUUUGUAGGUAGGAAGCAUCUACUAAACAUCAACAACAUUAUGAAACAAACCUAACACUGCGCAGGUCUGUUUUAUGUCGCUAAUAUGUUUGUAAUCAAGCAAAACAUGGGUUGAGUCUUCUGAGGGGUCCUGAAGCUGGCCUCUGUUUGGAUGAGCAGCUCAGAUUAUCAAGACGGGUCUCACAGACGCUCCGUCACGUUCAGAUCUUUGGAGUUUGGCACUCGGGUCCUCUGGGUCCAGAUAAAUGCCAGGAUCCAAAUAUCUCUGCAGAUCAUCGUCAGCGUUAAUCACAAUGUUGAUACCGAUUAUUUCAAGGGAUUAAAGACCAAAUUGGAGGAGACUCUGCUUAGCACUUUAGCUAACUCAACUUUCCUGUUCACCAGGAUACACACGGUGACUAAAUACAUUUCUAGGACCAAGUUGUGCUUAUGUCUUUAAAAAAAAUCACAUGAUCAAGAUAGUUGUUAUUUUCCAUUAGUUAAUGCAGAGGCAAGCGAACAUAAGAAGUAGUUUUGAGUUCCGAUCCAUAAGAUGCACUAAAAAAUAAAACUAAUGCAUGUUUAGAUGUUUUUCUACUACUGUGGAUAAGUCACUGUUGUUAAAGUAAGAUUUGUAAAGUUGUUUCAAACAUGUGGGUUGGCUGGACCAUGUGAUACAUUACCAGGAGUUCAUCAGUAAUAAGAUCAGCCAUAUGGUGUCCUCCUCCUCCUUAUUCUCAGCGCACAUAGAUGAUCUAGUCAUUAACGUCUAAGAUUUCAUAUUCAGCCCAUCACAUUCAGAGUAAACCCAAUUAGCUUCUUAUAAUCAAUAUUGUCAUCAUGUUUACACUUUUUCUGACUGAUAAUCUGUUCUGUUGAAUUGCAUCGACCUGGUUUCCCUGCUCUACCAGAUCAGAUCUGACCACUGAGGGGAUAUUUUAAGGAUUUGGGAGUCAAAUGUUGAGUGUUUACACUUGAUCCUUUUGGCCAUGUUUGCUUGCAUCUGUGGAUUUUGCUUCACCCAGCAGCAGCAAUCAUAAAGUUCUGGUUCACUAAGCCAUAUAAAUAUCAGCGGGAACAUGUAUAAGUUUUCAAAUCUUCUACUUGAUAUACUCUAGCACUUAAAAUCAGUCAUCCGUCACAGCGCCUCCCUGCUUUGGGUGUCAGUUUUUUAUUUCACUAGAUUAUUUCCUUUUUAAGUACUGUUUUUAAUAAUUUAUGAUUAAUGAGGGACAAAUUCUCAUCUGAAUUUCCAACAUUUAAAGAAAAUCUCUGAAGAAUAUGCAAUUAGAUAAAAGCUAAACUGUUGUUUUUAAGGACUCUUAAAUGAAACAUUUGCAAAAAUAAUCGAAAAAAAAAGAGAGAAUUGUUAACCGUAAAGUCAAAAUUUCUGAGAGACUGUCUAAGCAUAUUGUUUGUUUAGAUAAUCAGCUAACGCUGCUACCUUUCCACUCUGCACAGAGAACAGUUUCAGGCUUUCUACACUGUAAAGGACAUGUUGCAUCGUCAUGGCUACCUCCUCAAUACCAACAUAUUCACUGAUCAAUAAUUACAGAACAUCUUUAGCUGUAGAGAAACUAAAGACAAAAAUCAUAGAUGUGCUGUUUUAUUAUUAUUAUUAUUAUUAUAUAAAAGUUUACAUGUGUGAUGCAUGGAGUACGGUUCAUUUUCUCCUCAAUGUCAAACAAUCAAAUCAACAGAACAAAUAGAUGCUUUAGUGACAAAAACAACAAAAGUCAGACAAAGGCUGAGGUUUCAGUGAAGAUGUGCUACUUUCCUUUUUUCAUACGAAAACUAGCAGAAAAUGAACUACUUCCUCUACUGCAGGUGUGUCAAGCCUGUGCUCCCGGUUCACACUGCGAAAACAAUCCUUGAAAGGUGUCAAGAACUUAGUUUUGUGCUCUAAUGAUCCGGUAUAUGGCCUGAAAGUUCAUAGAGGUCAGCAGGUGGUGUACAGUUUUGUAACUUUCUUUACCACGUAGAGUAAUAAAAACUUAAACAUAUCUGCCUGUCUGUGCAGCAUGCCAAAUAGAAUUAGCCUAACCAAGAACAUUUUCCAGCUUCGCUGGAGCUGAUGUAUGCUAUAUAGUGUCAAACACAUUUUCAUGACUGUGACAAAAACCGAACUAAAUCUUAUUUCUCUUCUGCAAACUAGCAAAAGUUGCCUUUCUUGUGAAUGUGCUGCUGAUCUUUGUUUUAAAAUCCCUCAUCAUUUCUUUCUAAGAUCUCUAAAGGCAAUAACCUGCAAAUGGGCCAGACUGACAUCCAGGUGUCUAAACAUGAUGAGUCUUCCUUUAGACUUAAGCUAUUAUUUCACAGCGUGUGUUUGAGUGUGCAUGGUUAGGAGUUAAUUUUUUUAUCAUCAUAUGAUUGCACUUAAUAUUUACAUAAAAAAAGAGCACUUCUGCAAAUCGUCAAUGCGUUGUAGUGACGUCAUCGGUGGAGAUGACUCAACAAAUAUGUGUGUUUAAUAGCAACAUGGGGUCACGGAGGCUGAGGACCCUGGUUUGAGGUGUGUGAAGCUCUGGUUAGCCGUAGUGGCUUCUUCCUGGCUUGAGCAGAUCCAGACGCUCCAUUCGACAAACUUUUCCAUCGGCGACUGUUUGGUUGACGCGUGUCAGACUGUGCCCUCUUUCUGCAGCAACGGACCAACAGUCUUCCCAGUACGUGGCGACUUUCCAGAUUUCAGCGUCCUUUGCUGUUGCAAAUCACAAUAUGCUGAAUAGCACAUUUAUGACCAAAUUUGUUUUAUGGUUGUCCUACUGUGAAGAAUAUGAAUAUGACUUUAACCUAAGAGAAGCAAAGUAAAAUAAGUUGCUACACUGUUAAUAUGUGAGUGGUGGAUAGAUUUUGCACUCAUCAGCUGUUUUCGGUUUUGCUUACUGAAAACCAAUAUACUGUAUUGAAGCUUUAUCUUGAAGUGCUCAGAUAUAUGUUGGUGUGAUUGCAUUGUGUCGUGUCAGUACAUUUGCUUCUGCUGUUAAAUAUGUUAAAGAUUUUUAAUUAAAUGGGGGACGCAAUUGAAA
Xiphophorus maculatus (southern platyfish) is the source of this 4449-nucleotide messenger RNA. It is a transcript of the gene plpp6, whose product is annotated as phospholipid phosphatase 6. The transcript is spliced from 2 exons. NCBI's taxonomy places the organism in Eukaryota, Metazoa, Chordata, Actinopteri, Cyprinodontiformes, Poeciliidae. Gene Ontology annotation, molecular function: sphingosine-1-phosphate phosphatase activity. Bases 406 to 1257 code for a protein of 283 amino acids. The record is from RefSeq and is a predicted model, not a curated record.